CUAUCUUUUAUUGCUCCAAUAAUUUCUGAAGGUUCCCCUGUAGCUGUGCUUGAUAAUGUUGAUAUAGCUAAGAUGUCUGCUAUUUGGGAUGCUGCGUUGAUAAUGUAUGUUGUUGGAGACAAACCAUCAAUAGGAGCAGUUAUUAGAUAUAUAGCGAAUGAAUGGAAGAAUGUUAGCAAACCUCAGGUGUUUCUCCAUGAUGAUGGCUAUUUCAUAGUCAAAUUUGGCUCCAAGAAGGACAGAGAUGUAGUACUGGUGGCUGGUCCACAUACCUUUUUUGGUAGGCCAAUGAUCACAAAACCAUGGACUGCAAGCUUCAAUUUCAAAGAGGAGGUACUUAGAGUUAUUUCUGUUUGGGUGAGAUUACCUAAUCUACCAUUGUGUUGUUGGGGGCCUGAUUCCCUUAGCAGGAUUGGUAGCUUGAUUGGUGUUCCUCUCUUUGCUGAUGAGUGCACUUCCAAGCAGCUUAGGAUCUCCUUUGCUCGAAUGUUGAUUGAGUAGAUGUCACUAAAGACAUGCCUAAAUCAGUGCUUAUCCAGGAUUCUACAGGUCGCUCCUUCACACUAAAAGUGGAUUAUGACUGGCUUCCCUCAUUUUGUAAAGACUGCAAGGUGAUUGGGCAUGAUUGUCAAGUGAAAAAGAGUAAUGCUACUAGAUUCCAACCUGCAGUUCAUAUGCCUAAGAAAGUAAACAAGGUGUGGAAACCAAAAAAAGUUCAAGCAGAUGCUGUAAAGCCUAAUCAUGAUGCUCCAGUGAUUGAUAGAGUAGUGGAUGAGAAGGAUGCUGAGACAGAACAUACUCCUAGUGGCCAGAAUGAACAACAAAAUGUUCAAGAUGAUGGAUGAAGGGUUGUUUCAAGGAGGAGGAGAGAAUCUAGAACACAUGAAAGUUCCCUUGGUCUUGCUCAAGUGCAUACUGUGGUUGACAUUGCACCAGAGUUCUCUCUAGAUGAGGAUGGAGUGGGAGGGGGGGGGGGAGAAUGAAUACCCACCAUGAUAAUCUGCUCCUGGAAUGUGAAGGGUCUUAAUGACCCUAGUAAGGUGGUGGAGGUUAAGAAGAUUUUGAGUCGGCAUAAUAUUAGUGUUAUUGCUAUUAUUGAAACUAGAAGGAAAGAAGGAAAUGCACAAAGAAUUCAGAAUAAAUUUGGUUCUGCCUGGCUUUGGGAGAUGAACUACACUUGUUCUCCUAAAGGUAGGAUAUGGAUUGGAUGGAAACACAAUAGGGUGAACUUUCAGUUGAUUAGGAAGACUGAUCAGACUAUUCAUGGAGAUCUGAGUGAUAAAGAUGGGCUGUUUAGUGUGUGUUUUACUGCAGUGUAUGGGCUCCACACCAUUGAGCAUAGGAGACCAUUGUGGAAUGAGUUAGUGAAUCUUAGUGCAGUUUUGACAAAACCAUGGCUAAUCAUGGGAGAUUUCAAUUCUGUGCUGUUUUCAGGUGAUAGGGUAAAUGGAAAUCCAGUUCAGAUUGCAGAAACAAAAGAUUUUGAAGAGUGUAUUCAGGCAGCUGGGAUCACUGAACUUAAAAGUUGUGGUAAUAUGUUCUCCUGGAGUAAUAAAGGCCAAGGUGAUCAAAGAAUAUCCUCUAGAAUUGACAGGGCCUUUGGGUGCUGUGAUUGGCAGAGUAUCUUUACUGAAGUGUGUGUGGACUAUUUGAAUCCUGGAAUCUCAGACCACUCUCCCCUUUUACUGGACUGUAAUAUUGCUCAUCAUCAAGGUAGCAGACCCUUCAAGUUCUUUAAUUACAUGGCUUCUCAUGAGCGUUUUAGGCAGGUUGUACAGGAAGGGUGGGACACUCCUGUUGUUGGCACUGCUAUGUUUCAAGUGUGGCAGAAGUUGAAAGCUGUUAAGAAGGGCCUUAAGCAUCUCCAUCAUAAGCAUCUCCAUCAAAGCUGUUAAGAAGAGUGUGCUUGGAAGCAAAAGUCAAGAAUCCAGUGGCUGCAAACUGGUGACUCAAAUUCAAAAUUCUUUUUUAAUGCUAUGAAAGAGAGGCAUGCCAAGAAUAGUAUUGAUAUCCUUUAUGAUAGUCAAGGGGUAAAGCUAACCAAGUCCGAAGACAUUAAAAAGGAGAUCAGUACCUUUUACCAUGAUCUAAUUGGCUCUGCUGCUCCUUCAUUAGAGGGCAUUAAUAUUUCAGUUGUGAGGAAAGGGAAACAAUUGUCUGCAGAUUCUGCACAGGCUCUAGUUCAACCUGUUACUACCUUGGAGAUAGAUCUAGCUCUGAAAGGUAUUGAUAUCAACAAAGCUCCAGGGUUAAAUGGGUUUAACAUUCAGUUAUUCAUUUCUACAUGGGAUAUUCUGAAGGAGGACAUAUAUAGAGCUGUACAAGAAUUCUUUGCCACAGGGAGAAUGUUGAAACAGGUCAACAACACAGCAGUUACUGUGAUUCCUAAGGUGCAGAAUGCUACCAAUAUCAAGGAUUUCAGACCUAUUGCCUGUUGUUCAGUUGUGUACAAAUUAAUCUCAAAAAUUCUAACUCACAGAAUGUAAUCAGUCAUUGGGGAUGUGGUGAAUAAUGCCCAAGCUGGCUUCGUUCCAGGCAGGAAUAUUGCUGAUAAUAUCCUGUUAGCUACUGAACUAGUGAAGUGUUAUUCCAGGAAACACAUUUCUCCUAGAUGUAUGAUCAAAGUGGAUCUAAAAACGGCUUAUGACUCCCUUAAGUGGCCUUUUCUUAAGUCUAUGAUGCAAGAGUUAGGUUUUCCAGAUUUGUUUAUCAAGUGGGUGAUGCAAUGUCUCAGUACUGUUUCUUAUUCAAUUUUGGUGAAUGGCUUUCCAACUAUGCCUAUUCCUGCAAAGAAAGGCUUGAGGCAAGGUGACCCUAUGUCUCCUUAUCUUUUUGCCUUGGGAAUGGAAUAUUUAUCAAGAAGUCUUGCUGUUGGCACUUCAGAGGGGAGGUUCAAUUUUCAUCCAAGAUGUAAAAAGUUGGGGAUUUCUCAUAUGAUGUUUGCUGAUGAUUUGCUGAUGUUUGCUCGAGCAGAUGUGCCUUCUGUUAAUUCCUUGUUUGGUGCCUUUCUAAAAUUUUCUGCUGCUUCUGGUCUUAGUGCAAAUUUACAUAAAAGUGAAGUUUAUACUGCUGGUAUUCCUGCUGAUGUGGAGACACAGAUAGUUGAUGCUAUUGGUAUCCAAAAAGGUUCCUUUCCUUUUAGAUACCUGGGGGUUCCCCUUAACACCAGGAAACUGAGAUAUGUUGAUUGUAAGACUCUUAUUGAGAAAAGUAGUGCAAGAAUUAGAAGCUGGACUGCAAAGUUCCUAUCUUAUGCAGGGAGACUGCAACUAGUUAAAUCUGUUCUUUUUGGUAUGCAGCUAUAUUGGUGUCAGAUUUUUGUCAUGCCAAAGAAAGUGAUGAAGGAGAUUCAGCAACUGUGUAGGUGUUUCUUGUAGACAGGCUCUGAUUUGGGGUCUAAGAAAGCACCUGUAGCUUGGGAUGACAUGUGUCUUCCCAAAAGUCGUGGAGGGUGGAAUUUGAAGAAUUUGGUAACCUGGAAUAAAGCUGCCGUGUUAAAGCAUUGUUGGGCACUUUCAAUUGGGUGAAAUGGAUUCACUCCUACUAUGUGAAACAUCAUGACUUCUGGACCAUGCCUGUCCCUAAUGGGCUCACCUGGUCUCUGAAGAAGAUUUGGCAACAGAGGGAUAUUUUGGUGCAAACUGGUGGGGUGGAUCAGUUCAUUGUGAAUGGGAAAUUCAAGAUUAGCAUAAUGUAUAAGGCUCUUCAUACUGGUGGCAUUCAGGUACAAUGGAAAGAAUAGUGUGUAAUAGCAAAGCCAGUCCUAAGGCUACCUUCAUCACUUGGCUGGCCCUGCAGAAUAGGUUACCUACUAAAGAUAGGUUGUUAUCAUGGAACCUCAAUAUUAAUGGUGUUUGUGAAUUCUGUCAGGUGCAGGAUGAGAAAUUGUCUCAUCUGUUCUUCGAGUGUCAUUACUCUCAUGAUAUCUGGAAAGCAGUGUUGAUGUAGUUGGGAAUUCAAAGAAACAUCAUUAGCUGGCACGAAGAGGUUCAGUGGGCAGCAGUCAAAAGUAGAAGUACAAAGAAGAAGGAUCAGCAUUGUAGUGUAGCUUUUAUUGAAACUGUUUAUGCAGUUUGGCUUCAGAGAAAUGCUAGUGUGUUUAUUAAGAAGCUUGAUCCUGUAGACAGUGUUGUUAGAAGGAUUCUCUUCAUUGUAGAUUGCAGGAAUCAGUAGAUGUCCUGAUUCGGUGUAGUUAGUUGUGGUGUUCCCUUGAGGGGGAACUGCUGUUUGUUGUCUCUGUUGUGAGGGUGUUCUCUCUUUGGUAAUAUAAUUCUCUAUUAUUUGCCAAAAAAAAAAAAACAUUCUUUACUUAGAUUUAUUCACAUGGGUCGAAUAUCUCCUAAGGAGUCUUUCGUGUUAGAUUUAGUAAAUGCCAUUACUUAAUCCAAAAUAAUAUUCUAAGAUCUUUGUAAAUGGAUCUUAAUACCCAUUAUGUACUAAGUUUCGCCUUGGUCCAUCAUUGAUAAAUAAUUUCAAAUCUAAGUUAUUAGGAUUUGAAUGUUAUUUCACAAUAGAGAGAUAUGUGUGUGAUACACAUAGGACCAAUUAAGUUUUAUGUACUCCCACUAAACUUUUUAUAUAUAUAUAAGAAUCAUGUAAAUUUUAUGAAACUAAAAUACUUAUUAGCUGCAUUAAAAUACAGUUCUAAUUCUCAAUUGCUUGCUUAAAUUUGUACUUAGAUUUCAUAAGCUAGCUUUCCUUUUCAAGUAUUUAUUUGGAUCCACAAAUCCUAUGACAUACCAUGUACAUAGUUUUUUCCAACAUUUGAUUGAGGAAUACGUUUUGUCAUCCAAUUGACAUAUGUACCAAUAUGCAAUCAUUGCUUGAAUUAUAGACUUGAGCAUUACGAUUAUGCAUGAGGUUUCAGCACAAUCCAUGCCAUGAAUUUGCUUGUAAGCUUUAGCAACUAAUCUAACUUUGUGUGAGAACACAAUUCCAUGUUUGAUGGUUUUUAUCCUUAAAACCAAUUUGCAACCAAUAGAUGUAAACCAUUUUUGCAAAUCAACAAAAUUUCAAUUUUGUCAUCAAAACAUUAUGUUUUAUGGCCUUUAACCAUCUAAAACAUCCGAAUCUAUAUAUGGCCUCUAACCAUUUUAGGGAAUAUAGGUUUCGUCAUAGCUUUCUUACAAGUCACAAACUUAUUAAUCUACAUGAUAAUAGUUUGACUGCAAGUUGUAGGUUUCUUCACUAUCUAAUAGAAGAAUCGCAUGGCUUCAGUGACCUGAACUCCAUGAUUCUUCACUAUCUAAUAGAAGAAUCUCAUAGUUUCAGUGACUUGAACUUUAUACCUACUUGGGUAUAGAACAUCGAUCAAAAAAUAGAAUAUCAACAGGCACUUUGAGAGUCCUUUGAAUAUUCUGUUCUCCUUGAAGCACUUGUAAAAUCUUCUACAAGAUGUCUAUUCUUUAAAGCCACUUCUAAAGUCCUUAAAGAAUACGUGUUCGGAUUUAUCUAAAGAACUUCGAACAGCCUUCGAAAUGUCCGUUUAUGUUUGUUGUUCGCCUCGAAGACUUUCGAGGUCUAUUUUCUCCCACUUGUCAUUUUGGAAACGAAUCUCCAAAAGGACAUUAUUUCGAGCAAACAAACAUUAUGUUCUCAAAAAUUCGUGGUAGAAAUGAAGGAAAUAUGUCCUUCACCCAAGGUGCAUUAAGUCUAAUACCAAGGUUCAGAUUAAUUGCGAACAAUUAAUUCAGUGAGAUCAAGUGAUCGUAACAGCUAGCUGGAGCAAUGCUUCCGAUCAGUGAGUUCUAAUGGAUAUUGAACUCACAACUUACUCUUGACUGAACCUACAAGGUCACACCAAUGACACGUAACAGAUCACCGGAUUAAAUGAAUCGGAAAUUCAUUUAAUAGCUUUUCGGAAAUUAGUUGGAAACGUAUUAUACGAUACGACCUAUGUCGGAAUCGUAUAUCGUAUCGCGAAUAUUCGUAAGCUAGGCGUGGCGAAUAAAUCGUAUCGUACGACGGUGAUUCGUCGUAUACGAAACGAUAAAUAAUAUAUCGGAAAUAUAUUAAAUCGCGAAUACAAAGGGCAUCGGAGUUGCCGGCCCGUCGAGCCAAGCACGUAAACGUGCAAGGCCCAACGAGCCAGCAAGCUCGCAAGCCAAGGCACGCGAGGCAAGCCCAUUGGGCGCGAGCACGCAGCAGCAAGCAAUAGCGCAACAGCAGCGACGAGCGAGCAAGGCCCACGGCCCAGCUGCUCGGCGCGCGUGCUGUAGGCUUCGGCCUGCAGUGUGUCGCUGGGCACGCGGGCGUGUGUCCGUUGCUUGGCUCGCACGGCUUGCUAGCCGACCUUGCUUCUUGCUUGGUCGGUUAGUAAGGUUAAUGAUAUAACCUUGCAACCUAGUGUCCAACACACACACACUUCAUAUUACUCAAACCCUAGAGACAAACACAGAGAACCCUAAUUCUCUCUGUGCCUCCAAAGUGAGUUCUUCCCAAAAGCAAAGUAUCUUGAUCAAUUGUCUAAGCUACGAUUAUCAAGACGGAUCUGAUCGUGUCGGUGAACCAAGUAGAGGAACGACAAGUGGAGUUCUUUGUUCGUGUUCGUUGACAGAUUAUUGUGGAAAACACGCUUCGAAUGCCCCACUUCCGGAUUAUGGUGGCGACGAUGUUGAUUAUAGUUAUCUAUUUGCAACAAAUGAAAUAUUCGAUGGAUUUGAAAACUCAGCGAAUUGGGCAAAGCAAGUGGCUAUCGGAUCGGGGUUCAUAUUGAUAAGUAGCUCGUACAAAACGACGCAAAAAGAUGGUCGUAAGUACCGCUACUUGAAAUGCGAUCGGGGAAGGAGGGAAAACAAUUGUAGGGAUCCAGAGACCGCAAAACGACCAAACACAAAGAGUAAGGCAUGUGGUUGUCGGUUUAUGAUUAAGUGUGAACAACAACGAGUAGAAGAAAAUAAUUGGGUUAUUGAGUUGCUUCAUGAUCGUGGCACACAUAAUCACACAUUGAUUGUAUAUCCCGAGGGUCACCGUGGUGUUAGUGGUCUGCGUAUCAUUAAUUUGAAUGUAAUUGGUCUAAAGUACCAAAAUUGUUUUUCAAUUCAAAUAUGGUCUGCGUACCAUCAAAUAGUUGUAAUUAGUUUAAUUAUAGCUUAUCCUAUUUGAAGAAAAUGGUGCCUCCCACGGAGAUUUUCGAGACGGACUUUGAAGUUGAAGCUUCAAGAUGAAGUCGGGCCAUACUAGAUCACAUUUAUCUUAUGAAUGCUUUAAGUUAUUUAUUGCUUUAAAUAUGUCUUAAUUAUGCAUGAGAUUGUGGCUUUAUUAUGUUGCAAUGAUUAAGGAUUUUAGUA
Messenger RNA from Spinacia oleracea (spinach), 7289 nucleotides. RefSeq lists its product as uncharacterized. The record is from RefSeq and is a predicted model, not a curated record. Lineage: Eukaryota; Viridiplantae; Streptophyta; Magnoliopsida; Caryophyllales; Amaranthaceae. Bases 993 to 1895 code for a protein of 300 amino acids. The transcript is spliced from 2 exons. Gene Ontology annotation, molecular function: catalytic activity.